This is a messenger RNA of Amoebophrya sp. A120, 1295 nucleotides long. The record is from the annotation of a GenBank genome assembly. Lineage: Eukaryota; Dinophyceae; Syndiniales; Amoebophryaceae.
GGCGAUUUCUUCGAGAUGACAAAGCAAAAGGCUCUACUUCAUCCCGGCGCAGCUGCCACGGCUGGAGGCGGAGCUGGUCGUUUGGGAUCGCUUGCCGCUGCGUACGGACAGAAAAAGGAAGAUCAUUCUUGUGGAGCGGCUGGUUGUGGCGAAUGUUGUCCAAGCGUGCCGGCUCCCCCGCCACAACCUCGACCAACAAGUAGAACAUCGGAAGUUGUUGCACCACAACGCGCAGCUGCUGCAGCGCUGCAAAUAAGCCGUCGCAACCGUAUCAAGCAGCAGAUCUGCAUGGCCCGCGACGUGAAGUAUUGGAUUUCGCCCCAAACGCUGACCCUGGAAACUGCUGUGCCUGCGUGGUUCGAGAGCAGCUCUGCCACUGAAAAGGACCAUCCAUUGAUGUCUAAAACUACUGGCCGCAUAGUUAUUGACUUACAAACGGACGGGGCCGGUGGCCCGGAGGACAGCUUGCUGCGAAGGGCAAAUCCGACCACCAGUACACGGUUGCAAGAGGGUAUGGAAGCGUCAGAACCGAAAUCGACAAAGGUCAAGUUGGAAAAGAAUGGACUGCAUAAGAUCAUCAAACGCAAUGGUGCUCCUGCGCAAGGUGCCUGUCUUGCAGGGGUGUCAGCAACAACAAGCGAGGCCGACUGUAAGCCUGUUUGGGUUAGAGAUGGAGCUGCUAAAAAAGUUGUAGCAAGGCAAAACAAGAUCAUGAUCAUGUCUUGUCAUCCUUACAGCACACAAACUGGAUUUCGAUGAUGCCGAAAUUUCAAUUUGUCAUGCGCCGCUUGCACGAGCAAAUGCAAACGAAACUGGGCAGCUUCCAAGUCUUCAUCAGCAUCAAUUUUAUGCAUGGAAAGCCUAAGCCAUUAUUUGUUUAUUCUUGCAACUUCAACUUUGUCGAUUUCGAUCCCGGCGCCUCCAUAGAUGAAAGAAGGAAAGCGCUGGAAAAGUUGAAAGCGCAAGCUACUGGAGAAGUGAGGCAAGUCAAGAGAGAACAACACGCAGGCUUUUCUGUGAUGCAGAGAAGUCCGAGCCAGGAGGCUGCGGAGCGGCUGUCGCGACUCCGUCCUGGUGCUGUGGAACCUGCUGCAGCUCCCGAUCGGGCACGAUCACACAGCGGAGAUGCGCCAAGAACAAGAAGGAGUAGAGCUACCUCGUCCCCUCGGGUGGAUGAGGGCCGCGGCGGCGCGCCAAGAAGGAGUAGAACUACCUCCCGGGGUGGACAGGGGCACGCGAAACGGCGGGGACGAAGCACCAGCAGGCCCGCGAACAAACGCCGGAGCUUGUCCCUC